Molecule: messenger RNA, 1210 nt
Organism: Darwinula stevensoni
Lineage: Eukaryota; Metazoa; Arthropoda; Ostracoda; Podocopida; Darwinulidae
Source: the annotation of a GenBank genome assembly
GCCAUUUUCAUCUCGUCUCGUUCCCGAUCAUGAAGCCGACGGUCGGUGCAGCCUUGGUUCUCGUCUUCGUCCUCGCCGAGGUCAACGCCGAUCGUGCCGAGGGUCAUGAUGGUUCACUGCAUGGGCUCCCUUGGCUUGGACUUGCUCACAGACGUCAGCUGGACGGCGCUGCACAGCGCGUUGAAGGAGUGCGGGGAAUCGGUGGAGAGCGGGGAGGCAGGGAGGAUGGACCGGCUGGUGCUCGGCGUCCGUCAGUGGCUCCAGGGGAUCAACGACACGAGGGCCGGACGCUUUUGUCCCUCUUUUCAUGCAGAGAAAAUGAGCAAGUUCAUCGAUGAGAAUUUUGCGGACCUUCUCAAAAGGGAGGAGGAGAGGGAACAGUGCAUCGUUACCAGGCUUGGCUUCGUCCAGAACAACCGGAUCUCCUUGAGCAUCAUCUUGAAUUUCUUCACCACCUCCCAUGAUGUUCAUCCCAUUCCGAAAGGAAUCGUGAAGAACUCGAAGGAUGGGGAAAAUAUGGCCCACUUCCCUCACUUCACGGCAGCCACGACAGGGUACAUAAAGGCCGCCAGUGGCGUGACGGACGUCCUCACGUCCUGGGAAGGGAAGGUCGCCGAGAACCUGAACUCCGCACACCUCCCACACCAUUAUACCCCGCACCUCAAUGCCGCACACAUUCCUGUCGGACAUGUUCCUGUCCAACAACGCCAUGUCCCAAGUCUCCAUGACACUCAUAUACCCGUUCGGCACGUGUCUACUCCACACUUCCGCGCUCCAGCCGACCUUGCCUCAUUCACCCAUUCUCCAGCCGACUCUGUCCCCUCAGUCACUGUCCCACCGUUCGCAGUCCCAUCUGAGCCUGCCCCACCCACAGCAUCAAUCCCUCCAGUCCAAUCUCCAGCUUCAAUUCUCCCAGACCCAUCUUCUGCUUCAAUCCCCCCUCCCCUACCCGUGUCUAUCCUUCCCCUCCCAACCCCAUCCCUCAACGACCCAAACCUUGCUCUCCCUCUCCUCCCUACCCAACUUCUCACUAAACCUGGAACCAUUCCAGAGGACCCGUCGAUCUCUUUGCUGUAGCGGCUUGAGGUUGAAACGAGCAAGAGUCACUGAACCCGAUCUAGCAGAUGUGUCGGUGACUUGGAAACUCUUCCUCUCUCUUUUCCUUAACCAAAUGCACCCUGUACUUUCUAGAAUACAAUUUUGCAGCUGC